Messenger RNA from Geodia barretti, 473 nucleotides. NCBI's taxonomy places the organism in Eukaryota, Metazoa, Porifera, Demospongiae, Tetractinellida, Geodiidae. The record is from the annotation of a GenBank genome assembly.
CGACCUUUUCACCUCCACUCCCCCCUACCCUCGUACCAUCACUCCUCUCUCUCCUUGUCUGAGGAGACCCUAGCAAUCGAAGUCAACAACACCAAUGCCGGGGAGGGGGACGCCCCCACCAAGACGACCUCGUCUCCUGAGAGACACAUGCAGCUGGACGGCCCGAGUGGUGCAGAUUCUGUACCAUUGGUGGGGUCUGUAGUGAGAGGUCAUCCCAGUCCGCCACACCACUCCAUCUCCAGUCCACCUCGUGGGCUGGGGCUGCGUGCCUACCUGGAAGAUAUUGACAGUGACGGGAAGAAGAUGAAGAUGUCUUGACGGUGGAUGAGGAGGAGAAGCCACCGCAGCCGCCUCACCCGUCCUACAAACCUCCUCUCCUCCCACUUCCUCGGGGUCCCUCCCACUGACCAAGGAACAGCUCCCUGUUGAGGAUGGAGGCGGGUUGACAGGUGAGAUUGCAGCCACAGAGCCCA